UGAAGCAGGAGUUCCUCUCGCUGUAGUCUGAGGAUUAAUGGAGGGGACUGUUGAUUUUGGCUAUUAAGCCACAGCUGAUCGGUUCCGAAACUUGGGGAAUCAUCGGACCUGAGCUCAAGUAAAGGGAGGGGCUGACAUCGAUUUGCAAUAAUUAACACUUACAUAAGUCGAUAGUUAAGGUUUUUGUGUCGGAAUACAUUACAAAGUCAAGGGCCUUUACUGGUAUCUGCUAGAGAUAGCUAGCUAGUAGUAGGAAGGCGACGAUAGCUAGCUUGCUAGCUAACGCUAACCAACCAAUCAGGCGCUCCGAACCGGUUCGACGGUCUGGACUGGACCAGGGAGACCUGAGCAAGAUUCGCUACGGAAAUAGAGGAACACCGGCUAAGCUAACUAGCUACGUCGUUGGCUAGCCAGCGCUUGUUCGCAAGCUGGCCAGCUAGCUAGUUUCACCCUCGGAGUUCCCCCAACCCCGGAUAAAGGAAAAGUACUUUAGUGGAGGAAUACAGUUGAAGCCUCAUUGUUGGCUAGUUAUGAUAGCAGCCACCUAGUAGUUAGCUCCUUCAAAUCCAAAAGUCCAAAGCCUUGUAAAGACAAACUAUCGUAAUCCAGAUCCAAGGGAUCGUUAUUUGCCUGCAAUCAUGGGCAACGCGCCCACCGCCAAGAAGGGCAACGAGAUGGAGAGUGUGAAGGAGUUUCUCGCCAAAGCCAAAGAAGAUUUCCUCAAGAAAUGGGAGAAUCCAGCACAGAACACGGCAGCCCUGGACGGCUUUGACCGUCUGAAGACACUGGGCACAGGCUCUUUUGGUCGAGUCAUGCUGGUCAAGCACAAAGAGUCGGGCCAGCAUUUUGCCAUGAAGAUUCUUGACAAACAGAAGGUGGUGAAGCUGAAGCAGAUAGAACACACACUGAAUGAGAAACGCAUCUUGCAGGCCGUCAGCUUUCCCUUCCUGGUGAGGUUGGAGCACUCUUUCAAGGACAACACCAACCUGUACAUGGUGAUGGAAUAUGUCCCUGGUGGAGAGAUGUUCUCACAUUUAAGGAGAAUUGGCAGGUUCAGUGAGCCCCACGCCCGUUUCUAUGCCGCCCAGAUUGUACUGACCUUUGAAUACCUUCACUCACUUGACCUCAUUUACCGAGACCUGAAGCCUGAGAACCUGCUCAUCGACAACCAGGGAUACAUACAGGUAACAGAUUUUGGCUUUGCGAAGCGAGUGAAGGGCCGGACCUGGACGCUGUGUGGCACUCCGGAGUACCUGGCCCCUGAAAUCAUCCUUAGCAAAGGUUACAAUAAGGCAGUGGACUGGUGGGCCCUGGGUGUGCUGAUUUAUGAGAUGGCUGCUGGCUAUCCUCCCUUCUUUGCAGACCAGCCCAUUCAGAUCUAUGAGAAGAUUGUAUCAGGGAAGGUGCGCUUCCCCUCCCACUUCAGCUCCGACCUAAAGGAUCUGCUGAGGAACUUGCUGCAGGUGGACCUGACCAAGCGCUUUGGCAACCUACGGAAUGGAGUCAAUGACAUCAAGGGCCACAGGUGGUUUGCCACCACCGACUGGAUUGCCAUUUACCAGAGAAAGGUGGAGGCACCAUUUAUUCCCAAGUGCAAAGGCCCUGGUGACACCAGCAACUUUGACGACUACGAAGAAGAGGAAAUCCGAGUCUCCUUCACAGAGAAAUGUGGCAAGGAGUUUGCAGAGUUCUAGGCCCAACCAGGAGUAGUGGAAAGAGACAGGGCUGCAGAGAGAACGGGGGGAACAGAGGGAAAGGAAAUGGGAGAUGUGAUAAGUUGGACUGCUAACUUGCAUUUUGUAAUGACGACAUCAACAAUGUAAUCCCCCUUCCCCCAAAUGAAGAUGGUGUGAAAAGAAUGAGAGAAAAGCCCCGAAAGAGCCAGCAGUGUUGCCUUUUCUGAUUGUUUCUCACCUUUUUACUUAUUCAUUUUCUGGUUUCCCUCUUGUGUUUGUGACAGGGGUUGAAGGGGCUGGUGCUAUGCUCCUCUCUCCAGUUUUGUAUCUUGGCAGAGGCGUAGGGACACAUUUUUGCGGGCAGGUUGAGGCAUUGAUGGUCUGCCCUGGUACUGAAUCUAGGCUCCUGCUGAGUGGGCCCUCUACAAUCUUCUCAAUGAACGGGGGCAUCUCAUCCUUGUUUUGUAAUUGUCCACCCACUCCUAUCUUGUUACCCCAGUUUCCCCCUUCUGUCUCUCCGUCCCUGAAUCUGUCCAAGCAAUAUCAAGUCCAACAGACGUGCCUAUCAUAAUGCCAACUGGUUGCAAAACCGUGUCGAAAGCAUUGGUGCAGAGCUUUGGCUAUUGGUGGCAUCAGCCCUUGUGCCCUUUCUAGUUGGAAGCUUGACACUCUUUGCACACGCCUUUUGUCCGCUCGUUGUGGCAUGAUUAUUGGGUACAGAGGAUUCUCUCACCGCUUGCAGUUCAGGCAGCGCUACCACUUUUGAUCAGAGAAUCAGUGAUUUCUCUACAAAUUUCAUCUAGGUCUUACUACUUUUUUGGGACCUGUGAAAAAUUGUGUAUAUGAGCUCUCAGCAUUUCUAAUGUUAAUUACGUCUGUCUCUUCCUCUUCAGCUGAAUUUAUUAGAGCAUUUUAAAACCCUUUUGAUGAUCAUUGUGUCCUCUCAAGUCAAUCUCUGUGCUUGUGUGUUAUUUAGUGUUUAAGGGUGGGUUAUAAAGCAGUGAUUUGGCAGCGACUAACAGAAUGAUCACACUCCUCUGACUGGUUUAUUUAGUUCAUAACACAUUUAUACAUGUAUGUUGAUAUAUGAUACAAAAAAGUAAAUAUCCAUAUUUUCCCAACAUUGUCUCUUAGCUGUGAAACUGAGAUGAAGAUUUCAGAAAUAAACAAGUAUGAAUUCUGCCAAACUUGCAUAAGUCGGCACAUUGUUUUACGCAAACAUGUUUGUCAGUUAAAUGGUGGUGGUGGUUUUUUAAUGCGCAGGAAAAAAGUAGCAAAACGUUUCAGCAAAAUGGUGCAUGUUAUUUCUGUACAAUAUCACUUUUAAAAGAAAGAUGUGAAAGGAUGUAAAGCUGUAGGGGUGCUGCAGUACCUAAGGUUGUGGGUACUGUGGUGAUUCUUCAGAUUGACUCUCAGCUGAUCAAGGCCCACUUUUCACCUGCCAGGAUCCAUGUUGUAAUUUCAUUGUGUUCAGUGAGAUGUGAAUGGUUAAUGCUGAUUUAGUCAUGUUAAUUCAGCAGCUCUGUUCAGUCCGCAACUGACAUUUUUACUCAUAAUCACACAAUCAAAUGGAUACUCGAUCUGAAUGUGUGACUGUUAGGACUUCCAGUAUGUGAAAUUGUGAAAAUACCCCCCAUUGAGAUAUAAUGCUUAACUAUUUGAGCUAUAGAUAAUAUCUGAGAUAUGUGUCCAUGUAUCUGACUGAUGGAUAAAAGAUAUCCUAUGGUUUCCUUUUUGUAUUUAUUUGAAUGUUAUGCUUUUGGAUGCAAGACAAUCGCAGCCCUAAUCUGACCAAUGGCUGGUUUGUAGACAGAUGUGAUAACGCAACACAUUGAAAUUUUCAGCAGAGCUUUGGUUUCCCCCAAAGUUUUUAUUUUGGUGAUAAGAAAAUAUUAAUUUCCUAUGGUGAUUCGGCUCCGCACCAGUCUUCAAAAGGCACACUCUGUGCAUCUCCUUAAUAAUCAUUGCUUCAAUUUGAUAAUAUGCAGUAUCUGUGCAUCAGUCUAUUUGGUCAUCAAGUUUAUUGUAGAAUGGCUUAUUUUACCAAAUGGUCACACCUGACAUUUAUUUUUUGGCAGUCUUAAGUGAGUUUGCAUUUGAAUGUUUGGAGCAGGUCUGGUGAGAAGGCUACUUUACAGUUUAUCAAGUAGAGAGAAACUUCCAAACAUAGAGGUUUUAUUAAAUUACUAUUAGUAGUAUUCUAAUUAUUAAUUCUAUGCUUCCAAACUUGUGCUCUUUCAAGGAGAAAUGUAAUGUGCUUUCAAAAUCAGUUGUCUGAAUAGUUUCCUUUUUUUGCAUGUGUCAGAACAACUAAAAUGGAAGAUAUCCCAGACCUCUGAAAUGUUAUAAUGACAAAGAUUUGCUACCAUUAAUUUUUCACAAUGUAAUGAUAUUUUGCUUGUGUCAUUGUUAUGCAUCCACUAGUCUUUUUAAGCUUCAUAGAAAUAGGGCCAGCGCCAGCUACAACAGCUGGAUUCAGUAACCACUGACCUGCUAACAUUCUUUGAAGCAUACCUCACUUCUCGAAUCAUGUGUACCUAAAAAGAAGAUAUGUACCGAAUUUGAUGAGAAUGUAAGCCUAAGAUCUGGCUACGAAAUUGGUUAAUAGUCUGAGCUAUGUUUUUACCCUUCAGGUCCUGCAAACAGUUCAGGUUUUGUGCUGGAAAAGUGUAACUCCGAGAUUAGGGUCGAGGGAUGAGCUCCAUGAUCCACUUAUGACACCGAAGACAUGACAUUUUAAUUUAAUUUUCCUUUCCUGACCCUUGCCCUCUUGUCUAUAUUUUUUUUUUCUAGUUUCUACUAAC
Esox lucius (northern pike) is the source of this 4480-nucleotide messenger RNA. It is a transcript of the gene prkacaa, whose product is annotated as protein kinase, cAMP-dependent, catalytic, alpha, genome duplicate a. Gene Ontology annotation, cellular component: cAMP-dependent protein kinase complex; nucleus. Gene Ontology annotation, molecular function: cAMP-dependent protein kinase activity; ATP binding; protein kinase A regulatory subunit binding. NCBI's taxonomy places the organism in Eukaryota, Metazoa, Chordata, Actinopteri, Esociformes, Esocidae. The record is from RefSeq and is a predicted model, not a curated record. Bases 639 to 1694 code for a protein of 351 amino acids. Gene Ontology annotation, biological process: peptidyl-serine phosphorylation. The transcript has 10 exons.